UUUAAUAUGUUCCACACCUUCGUCUUUUGAGGUUGUCUUUCUUUUCCCACCUGUAUCGUUCUCUGAUCUCAUCGGACAGGGGCAGUGCGCGUUAGGGUUAGGGUCUUAGCUCACCCAAGUUCAAUGGAAGAGAUUACAGAUGGAGUGAACGCCAUAAAUCUGGCCGGAGAAUCUCACAAGAAGAACCGGAUCCAAGUCUCCAACACCAAGAAACCCUUAUUCUUCUACGUCAAUCUCGCCAAGAGGUAUAUGCAACAGCAUAACGAGGUUGAGCUUUCCGCCCUUGGAAUGGCUAUUGCCACAGUCGUUACCAUAGCAGAAAUUCUGAAAAAUAAUGGACUGGCUGUGGAGAAGAAGAUCAUGACGUCGACUGUCGAUAUUAAGGACGACUCAAGGGGGAGACCCAUCCAAAAAGCAAAGAUUGAAAUAUUGCUGGGGAAGACUGAAAACUUUGAUGAAUUGAUGGCAGCUGCUGCAGAGGAAAGGGAUGCUGGAGAUGUUGAAGAGCAAAGUUAAAGGGUGUUGUUUUGUAUUGUCUGGUUUGGUUUGUUUUCGUAUUUUAUUUCUGGAAGCUGCACUAAAUCAGUUGAUUUUAUUUACUGGAAAAUUUGUAGGAAUCUAAGAGUGCUAAGUGUGGUCCUAAUGAUCUUGUAACAAUGAAAAUUUUGUGUUAAAGAGUGUAGAAACAAAUCUAAUUGCUACUGAAAUUUUUUGCCUAUCUGAAAUUUCUAAUUGCUAAUGAUCA
This is a messenger RNA of Carya illinoinensis, 745 nucleotides long. RefSeq lists its product as uncharacterized. The transcript has 5 exons. Gene Ontology annotation, cellular component: nucleus. NCBI's taxonomy places the organism in Eukaryota, Viridiplantae, Streptophyta, Magnoliopsida, Fagales, Juglandaceae. The record is from RefSeq and is a predicted model, not a curated record. Gene Ontology annotation, molecular function: RNA binding. The coding region runs from base 124 to 516 and encodes 130 amino acids.